AUGAAGAUUGCCAUUAUUGAAUAUUCCACCUACGGCCACAUCACUCAAUUGUCUAGAGCCGUUCAAAAGGGUACCGCCGAAGCUGGUUACAAGGCUGACUUGUUCCAAGUCCCAGAAACUUUACCACAAGAAGUCUUGGACAAAAUGCAUGCUGCUCCAAAACCAACCGAUAUCCCAGUUGCCACUUUAGAUACUUUAACUCAAUAUGAUGCCUUUAUUUUCGGUAUCCCAACCAGAUUUGGUACUGCCCCAGCUCAAUUCUUUGAAUUCUUUGCUGCCACUGGUGGUUUAUGGGCUUCUGGUGCUUUACACGGUAAACCAGCCGGUGUUUUCGUUUCUACUGGUACUCAAGGUGGUGGUCAAGAAACCACUGUUAGAAACACUUUGAACUUUUUAGCUCACCACGGUAUGCCAUAUAUUCCAUUCGGUUACGCCAAUGCUUUUGAAUUACAAGCCAACUUGGAUGAAAUCCACGGUGGUUCUCCAUACGGUGCUGGUACUUUUGCUGGUGCUGACGGUUCUAGACAACCAAGUAAAUUGGAAUUGUCUGUUGCUGAAAAAACAAGGUGA
Candida tropicalis MYA-3404 is the source of this 570-nucleotide messenger RNA. It is a transcript of the gene YCP4, whose product is annotated as flavodoxin-like fold family protein. The coding region runs from base 1 to 570 and encodes 189 amino acids. The record is from RefSeq and is a predicted model, not a curated record. The transcript has a single exon. Gene Ontology annotation, molecular function: NAD(P)H dehydrogenase (quinone) activity; FMN binding. Lineage: Eukaryota; Fungi; Ascomycota; Pichiomycetes; Serinales; Debaryomycetaceae.